UAUGUUAUUCUCAUAAUAAUUAUAUCUGGUUUACAUUAGUUUUUAAUUAAGUAGUUUUUGUUUAAAAUAUACAAUAUUUUUUAUUUAAAAAUAUAAAAAAUAAUAAAUACCUAAACAUUUUAUAUUAUUGAUGUGAUAAAAUAACUUGACAAUAAACAAAAGGAUGCUGUUGAAGAACUUUGUUAUAAAUGGACUUAAGAAUCCCUCACUAUUUUUGCCACAGAAGUCUAACGUAUUGCCUAGAUUAUUUUUGCCGACAACACGUUGUCUCAGCACUGAAUUAGCAGCUGCAUUAAGGCCCUUUUAUUUUGCGGUACAUCCCGAUCUCUUUGGUCAAUAUCCUGAACAGCGUUCCGUCAAUGAAGAUUCCUUAAAGCAGCUAAGUUCACAUAUGCAAAUGUUAUAUGAACGUAAAUAUCAUGCUUUACGCGAAAAGAAAAUAUUAAAAUUUUACAUACGCGAAGAAAAUGUAGAAGAACGCAACAAGUUUAAGUUAAUUAAAAUAACACUGGAUAGUCGUUCACAAGAUCCAAAAAAAAUUAUUCAGGAAUUAUUGGAAUUGUGUAAUUUAUCGACGGAUUAUAUAAAGACUGUUAAAAGCGCGCCAGUGAAACCUAAUCAAGGAGCUUCUUAUGGUGGUGGCAGUGGUACAAUGGGUUUUAGACCAGCUCAAGAUUAUAAUUAUGGUUCAGAAUUUGCAGGAUUCGAAAGUUCAUAUUAUAAGGCAAAGGAGGAAAUAAAGAAACCACUUGAUACCUGGAUUACCGAUAACGCCACUUUGGCUAAAACGCGUUCCAAAGAUCUUGAGUCACUCAAAGCGGAUGUAUAUAAACUUCAAAAAACUGUUAUUCAGAAUUUAGAAUUAAAAGAUGCACGCUACGAUUGUGGUUGGAAUUUUGAACAUUAUCGUGGUUGCCUCAAAACUCUCGAACGUCUCGCCUCUAUGCAUGGCGAACACAUGAAACAUUUAAAAGGUCGCGUUGUGGUAUUUGCACCCUUUACAGGCAUUAGUUUAGAGGGUCAUGUUAUGCUCUUCACCGGUGAUGUUCUUAACAAUUGGAUUGAAUUCAUACGAAACAUUCCUAGCCACGAUGCUUUCCUCAAGAAAAUACCCAUCUAUGAAAAUACACUAUCACGUGUUCUGAAACAAAUAAAAAUAGGACGACGAAAAUUUAUGCCGAAACAACAGGCAGUGGAAUAUGCGGGACAUCUAAUGAAAGUCACCACAACAUUGGGUGACUAUUUGAGUGUUAAGAAAUUUCCAAAAUCUUGGCCAGAUACAUUACAGGAUUAUGAAAUUGUUAUUGAAUCCGAAGCAGGUCCAUUAAUGGUAAGUCCAACGGGACAAUUGAUAGCACCCGCUACUUGUCCCGGUUUUAUGUUAGUCGAUUUUAUAACAUCCAAUCUAGAAGUGGCAAAGGAACGCAAUCAAAAAUACCAAGAGGAAAAACAUAUCGAAAGAGAUUUGACUGAAAAAUGCAUUAAACAAUUGUGCCUAAAAUCACUGACCAAAGACGAUUCAGUGACACCAGAAAAAAUGAUUGAAUCACUAAGGGCACUACUCAAAUACAAUUCGUCAUUGUUUAAAGAUUUAGAAUUGCAUAUAACAAAUUUUUAUACAGUUUUAACAGAUGGUAUAGUCUGCAUACCAUGGGACUUUGAUAAACGAUAGUAUUUAUUUAUUCUUAUAAUUGUUAGUUUAUGUAUAAAUAGUUUUAUUGACUUGACUUUUAAUAUAAUUAAUUAAUUAGUUCCUUGUCGAAAAUGUUUAUAUUGUUAUGUUAAUUUAAAUGACUACGAAAUUAUAAAUAUUAUAAUUAGUAUAAACUAUUAUUAAGUUUGUGUGGUUUUUAACAAAAGCCAAAAAAGAAAGUUUUAUAUUAUUUAAAAUAAUACCAAACAAAAGAGGCUUUAAAUUGAAUUGUAGUGUAAAAUAUAAUGAGAAAAUGUGUUAAAGUUAGUAAGAUAAAACUUGAAACUUGUCAUUAGACAAAAAUUACAAAUAAUACAUAAAGGCUUUAAGUUUUAUUUUCACAUAAAUUAAACAAUUAGACUUAACCACACUUUGUACUCUGACGAUAUAAAUAAGUAAACAGUUAUACAAAUUUUAACAAAUAUUCUAUUAAUGUAAUAUAAAAGAUACUAAAAUGAAUUGUAAAUUGUGUAUUUUUU
This is a messenger RNA of Lucilia cuprina (Australian sheep blowfly), 2172 nucleotides long. Its product is annotated as T-cell activation inhibitor, mitochondrial. NCBI's taxonomy places the organism in Eukaryota, Metazoa, Arthropoda, Insecta, Diptera, Calliphoridae. The record is from RefSeq and is a predicted model, not a curated record. The transcript has 3 exons. The coding region runs from base 164 to 1672 and encodes 502 amino acids. Gene Ontology annotation, cellular component: mitochondrion.